UCCUUUACAUGUUGUAUAGGUUACAGUAUAUUCUGGAUACAAUAUAUGUGUGCAGAACCGAACAGUUCUCUUGUUGCACAGGGAGAAUUGGAUUCAGAAGGUAGAAAUAACCCGGGAAGAAAAACAAAAAUGCAAACAGUUUAUAUUCAUUUCCCAGUGUUCUUUCUCUGGGUGUAGCUGCUUCUGUCCAUCUUUGAUCAAUUAAGGCUCUCUUUAUUGAAGAGAUCCACUUCCAUCAGAAUACAUCCUCAAACAGUAUCGUUGUUGAGGUAUAUAAUGAUCUCCUGGUUCUGCUCAUUUCAUUCAGCAUCAGUUCAUGUAAGUCUCUCCAAGCCUCUCUGUAAUCAUCCUGCUGGUCAUUCCUUACAGAACAAUAAUAUUCCAUAACAUUCAUAUACCACAAUUUACUCAACCAUUCUCCAAUUGAUGGGCAUCCAUUCAUUUUCCAGCUUCUGGCCACUACAAACAGAGCUGCCACAAACAUUUUGGCACAUACAGGUCCCUUUCCUUUCUUUAGUAUCUCUUUGGGGUAUAAGCCCAGUAGAAACACUGCUGAAUCAAAGGGUAUGCACAGUUUGAUAACUUUUUGAGCAUAGUCCCAAAUUGCUCUCCAGAAUGGCUGGAUGUGUUCACAAUUCCACCAACAAUGUAUCAGUGUCCCUGUUUUCCCACAUCCCCUCCAACAUUCCCCAUUAUCUUUCCCUGUCACUCUAGCCAAUCUGACAGGUGUGUAGUGGUAUCUCAGAGUUGUCUUAAUUUGCAUUUCUCUGAUUAAUAAUGAUUUGGAGCAUAUUUUCAUAUGGCUAGAAAUAGUUUCAAUUUAUUUGUCUGAGAAUUGUCUGUUCAUAGCCUUUGACCAUUUAUCAAUUGGAGAAUGGUUUGAUUUCUUAUAAAUUAGAGUCAGUUCUCUAUAUAUUUUGGAAAUGAGGCUUUUAUCAGAACCUUUGAUUGUAAAAAUGUUUUCCCAGUUUAUUGUUUCCCUUCUAAUCUUGUUUGCAUUUGUUUUGUUUGUACAAAAACUUUUCAAUUUGAUAUAAUCAAAAUUUUCUAUGUUGUGGUCAAUAGUGAUCUCUAGUUCUUCUUUGGUCAUAAAUUCCUCCCUUUUCCACAGGUCUGCGAGGUAAACUAUCCUAUGCUCUUCCAAUUUAUUUAUUAUCUCAUUCUUUAUGCCUAAGUCAUGAACCCAUUUUGACCUUAUCUUGGUGUACAGUAUUAAGUGUGGGUCACUGCCUAGUUUCUGCCAUACUGAUUUCCAAUUUUCCCAGCAAUUUUUGUCAAAUACUACGUUCUUAUCCCAGAAACUUGUGUCUUUGGGUUUGUCAAACACUAGAUUGUUAAAGUUAUUGGCCGUUUUGUCCUUUGAACCUAACCUAUUCCACUGAUCAACUAGUCUAUUUCUUAGCCAAUACCAGAUGGUUUUAGUAACUGCUGCUUUAUAAUAUAAUUUUAGAGCUGGUACAGCUAGGCCGCCUUCAUUUGAUUUUUUUUUUUCAUUAAUUUUGAACUCCUCCUAAAGCACUAGUGGUUCUUCUCCCUCCUGGCUAUUCGCUCGCACACCCAUCUCCAUCCCGGGUGGGUACGCUCCCCCCCCCCCCCCCCUUACCAGGUGUGGGGGAAGGGGAAGAACUGGGGCCGGGCGGGGGAGGGGCCUGUGCCCCCGGACCUGAGUCAGCCCGGGCAUUUUAGGAACUCGGGGGUGGGGCGGGGGAGGAGAUCAGGCCACCAGCUGGGAGGGCCUGGGAGAAUUCCGGCCUCCACUCACACCGCCCAGGAGGGAAGGCGCUGACUCAUCCCGGCACCUGUCGUUCUUCUGGCUCCCAUUCUCCCCAGGGGGCUAGAAAACGGGGCCCAGGAAUCUCCCCACUUUCAGCCCGGUCCCUCGUGACUCAUUCUAGGCUGUACCUGACUCCGAUUCCUGCAAGUGACUCAAGUUUCAGCUGAAAGUCCCCCCUGUUCUUCGCCCCCACCAGGCUUAGCCGCAGUGAGGCGCCGGCCUCUGAGUCAGGUGGGUGGGUGGGCUGCUGACGGACCCGUCCCGGUGCAGACGUCCCGACCCAGACGCUUUCCAAGGCUGUGGGUCCCUCACCCCCGGCUCCCCCGCCCCAAUAAUCCUGUCGUUGUCUCUUUCCAGGAUCUCAUUAGAACAAAAGGGCCUUUUCUCUUUUACCAAUCAGGGAUUUUGCAAAAUCUCCCCUGAGAUCCUGCCUUUUUUCCUGCUCUGCCCAAUCGCCGGGUUUUCUUCUGCUGCUUCCUUCGCCUUCUCUCUAUAACCCUUACUCACUCUGCUGGGUUGCCCCUGCCCUUAAGGGGGCGCCCCGAUUAAACGCCCUUGCUUGGUUUGGAAAUGCUUGAGCCUGAGUUCUUUCAGAGAUGACACUGCCAGUCAGUACCACCGAGACCCUCAUCCCACCCUCUGCCUUCCCCUUAAAGCUCGCUGUCACACACACACACACACACACACACACACACACACUGUAUAUACAUGGAGCUUAAUAAAUGCUCAUCGCUCAAAGAGACUGACUUUUGACUCGGCUGAGGAUUCUGUGCAUCCGGUACUUUCCCCUUCACAAUAAUAAUAACUUUUGUACUUCGUUUUAAGGCUAAUAAAUCCCUUUCCACACGUUUCACCAGAGGCUUGAAACAGCCCAAUGGGUUAUGGGCCGUAGGAAUUGUCACCCUAAAAUAACAACAAUAACGCUGCAAUCAUUUUCGGGCUCUGUACCAGCCACUCUCCCAAAUGAGCAAACUGACGUGGGUUCCCUCCCACGCGUGACACACACUGCCCCCCAGGGUCCGGGGAUGACUGCUGUCUAUUUAGAACCGGAUGUGUGUUUUCUCCCCCCCAGAGAAUAACACAAGAGAAGGUGGGUUUUCUCAUCCAGCAGUUUGGCUGAGAGGGGCUUGGCCAUCCGGGCGUGGAAGGCACUUAUUGUUAAAUUGAAAGAGGAUGCUCAGAUUGUUCUAAAGGAAAGAAGCGUUUUUUAGCGUUUCCAAGGACACACCAACUAAGGAAGCGGCCAAUGAGCGAUCGUUAAGCGCUCUCUUUGUGAGAGGUUUUUUGCUCCGGAUAAGGAGAUUGGAGCCUCGGAGCUCGGGACGUCCUUGACAUUUUCUAGGAUGAUCCUAAAUGGAUUAAAGCAAGCCGGGGUAGAGAAAGAGGCUCGCUCGGUACAACUGGGCAUCAGCCCAGGGAAAGGACAAAACGGAGCGGCAGCCGCGACCUCCCCCCGUCCGCUUCCAACAAAAACGAUAAUAGUCAGCAGAGGGUCAGCACGGCGAGGAGAGCUCGCGGUUCCAUUUUACAGAGGAGGAGACUGAGGCUGAGGCGGUCGCUUUUUAUAGACCAGGGCCCGGACGGGGCUGAGAAAUGCUAAGAGAACUAAAGCUGGGCCCCGGGCCUGGUAGCCCCCCGAAUCCGGCUCGGGCCCCCCGGCUGCGGCACGCCCCGGAUGUUUAGAAGACGCAGGGUUAGAAGCUCACGAGACUAGCCGAGUUUCGGUCAGAAAGGCGGGGGGCGGGGCCAGGGAUUCCCUCCCCUAGGUGCGUCACCGCACGCACGUCCUAGGGCGGGGCCAGGGCUUCCCCGGGGAGGGACGGGGCCGGGAGGGGCGUGGCUUCGGUUAACCCCUUGGUCGCCGCGGUCUGGCCGGAAGGAAGCGGCAGCUGCGGAGGGAGGGAAACCCGGAACCGCGGCGCCCGGGGCCGGCCACACCCCCGGCUUUAAAGGGGCCCGAAGAGGAUCCCGGGCCGGGCCGGGCCGGCCGGAGCCAGAGAAGCGGCCUUGGGAGGGCAUGAGACGUUGUCCCUGCCGGGCGCCGCCGGCCACGGAGGCGAGGAGGCGGCGGAGCCGAGGCCCGGGGCCCGAGGGGGGCGGGCUGCUGCCGCCGCGGGAUCGGCCGGACGCCGCGAGGGCCUCGGGGGCGCUGGACACCGCCGGGGAUCCCCCGGGCUCCGCCGAGGCCCGGGGGGCGCCGGACACUACCGGGGGCCGGGAUGGGCCGCGAGGGACACUAGACACUGUAGGACCCCAGGGGACGUUGGACACUGCCGGGCCCCGGGGGACGCCGGACUCUGCUGGGCCCCGGGGGACGCCGGACUCUGCCGGGGAACUGGGGAUGCUGGACACCGCUGGCGCUCCGGAUGAGCCGGACAGAACUGAGCCCCGGGGGGCACCAGACACCGCCGGGGCCGAGUGGACGCUGGUCCCUGCCUUGGCCGGGGAUCCCGGGACUGCUGGGGAUGUUGAGCCUCAGCCGCAUGUCGGGGGGCCCUCAGGUGGGUCGGGCAGAGCUGGGCUCCGGGGGCCCCGGGGCAGCACCGAGGCACCAGGUGACCUAGUGAGCGCGGGGCCCCGGGACCAGGGAGACCCCGCCGGGACCGGGCAGCCCGACGCCACCCAACCCCGGGAUCAGCUGGGCAGAGCUCUGGGGAUGCUGGUCACUCUCGGGUCCCAGGACCAGCCAGACGGGCCCUGCAGACCGCCGGACGGAGACAGAGAAGGCUCUCGGGGAUGGCCAGAGGGCGCCGGCCCCUGGGAACUGAAGGCCGGGGAAAGCUCUGAGACCCGGCAGGAUGGAGGCCGCCCCCCGGGGGAGCCGACAAGGCCAGAGCAGGAGGGCUCCGGGGAUCAGCCGGCGACACCUGGCAGAGCGGGGCCCUGGGCGGGGAGCGACGGAGACGGUGGCCGGGCCCAGGGGACACCCGGGGACACGGCUGGCCUUGGGGAACGAGGAGCCACAAAGCUGCCCGGGACGGAGAGAGCCGGCCUCCUCGGACAGCCCGACACCGACCCCUCCCGGCUGAGCCCGGGGGAGGCGGGUCCCUGGGGGCCGCAGGACCACUCAGAAGCACCGUCGGAUGCAGCCAUCCCCCAGUGUGGCCCAGAGCGGAGGGCCUCUGGGGCCCUGAGCAGAGACGCCCUGGGAGGCUGGCCGGACAGAGAUGACCCGGAGGGGGACCCCCUCGGGGCCCAGCUGGAUGGGGCAGAGGGCCCUGGGGCUGGGCCAGCUGGUGAGGGUCUCGCGGGGAGGCUGGAUGCUCAGAUUGCUCCCGGGUGGCUCAAGGGAGACAGAUCGGAGGCACGGUCACUCCACUGCUGGAGACGGGCAGACAGUGCGGGGGGCCUGCCGGGGAGGCUGGGCGGUGACGUGGCCCAGGGGCAGCCAGGCUGUCCGGGCACAGACGGCCCCGUACCCGAGCCGGAGCACGAGAGCCCUCUGGGGAAGCAGGCCGCCGGGGACGGUCCUUUCCCGGAGCCAGAGAGGGCUGGCUCCUGGGGACGGCGGGGUGAAGAUGUCCCCAUGGGAGCUCCGGACAGAGACGGGGCUAACUCCCUGGGGAGGGCAGAGCCACCCGGUGCCUGGGCACGGCCUCCCAGCUGUGGACCUGAGCCGCGGCUGGACAGCAAGGCCCCUCCGGGGCAGCCCCGCAGAGACGGCCCCCCGCUGGGGGCAGAGCAGGAUGGCCUCUGGGGACCAAGGGACGGAGAUGCUGGCCCCGGAAGGCGGCUGGACGGGGACACCUUGGACGUGGGGCUCAGAGACGGCCCCCCAGGAAGGCCAGAGAGCCCUGGGGGUUGUGGACACUUCGGGGACGGCUUUGAACCCGGGCUGGUCCGUGCUGGGGCCCUGGCUGCUCUGGACGUCGACCGCCCCCCGGGGCAGCUGGAGCUGGGGGGCCCCGGCGGGGCCCUGGAAUUCCUUCUGCUUGAAGAGCGGUGCCACACCCUGCUCUCCGGGGGCCCCCAGGGGCCCGUGCCGCGGGUGAUCAUCACCCCCGAGCCCGGGGCCGGACCGCAGGGCCGGGAGCAGGAAGCCCCUUGGCCCCAUGCCGUGGGGUCCCCGGCCAGGGGCCCUGGAGGCAGCGGAGGCCUGUCAUCUGCCUCGUCCUUCGAUGAGUCCGAGGAUGACGUGGUCGUCGGCAGCGGAGGCGGCAGUGAUGCUGAGGAGGGUCCCAGGAACGUGUCCUGGAGGAAGCUGAAGUCGGCCGUGCACUACGCGCCCUUCGUGGUGUCCUUCCGGAAGCACUAUCCCUGGGUCCAGCUGUCCGGACACAAGGGCAACUUCCAGGCCGGGGAAGAUGGGCGGAUCCUGAAAAGGUUCUGUGAGAGUGAACAGCGGAGCCUGGAGCAGCUGAUGGAGGAUGCCCUUCGCCCGUUUGUGCCUGCCUAUUAUGGGGUGGUGGAGCAGGACGGAGAAGCCUUCAAUCAGAUGGAGGACCUGCUGGCUGACUUCAGCACGCCUUCCAUCAUGGACUGCAAGAUGGGCACCAGGACGUACCUGGAGGAAGAGCUGGCAAAGGCCAGGGAGCGUCCCCGGCCUCGUCGGGACAUGUAUGAAAAGAUGGUGGCCGUGGACCCCAGUGCUCCCACCGCGGAGGAGCACGCCCAGGGCGCCGUCACCAAGCCCCGCUAUAUGCAGUGGCGAGAGACCGUGAGCUCCACGGCCACUUUGGGCUUCCGGAUCGAGGGCAUCAAGAAGGCAGACGGCACCUGCAACACCAACUUCAAGAAGACUCAGAGGGCGGAGCAGGUCACCCGGGUCCUGGAGGACUUUGUGAACGGUGACCGAGACCUCCUGAGGAAGUAUGUGGAACGCCUGCAAGAGCUUCGAGGAACCCUGGAAAACUCCCCCUUCUUCCGAACUCAUGAGGUGGUGGGCAGCUCGCUUCUCUUUGUCCACGACCAGAGUGGUCUGGCCAAGGUCUGGAUGAUCGACUUUGGCAAGACCGUGCCUCUGCCGCCACCCCAGACCCUCAGCCACCGGCUGCCCUGGGAAGAGGGCAACCGGGAGGACGGUUACCUGUGGGGGUUGGACAACGUCAUCGAGCUUCUGGACAGCCUGGCCCAGAGCUGAGCCCGGGGUCCCAAGGGCAGGACUGAUUUGGGGGCCCCUUGUUCCCACCCUGGGAUUUAUUUAUUUUUGGGUAUUACAGGUGGCAGGGGGGUGGCAUCUGAAGCGAGAAGUCUGUGCCCCCUGACCCCUUGGGCUCCAAGUAGGGGGACCCAAGAGAGGAAACACAAAGGGGGGGAGCUGGCUGCUGAGCACUGCCCCUCCAGGUUCGGUAUCUGGGUACCAUGCCUGCUUGUUGUGCCGCGGGUGACCUGUGGGCGGAGAAGGCCCUCCCUCUGAGGGCCUUUCACCUCAAUACCAGCACCAGCUUUGGGGGAACGAGGAGCCUGGCCCCCAGCUUACACUGUGACUCCUACUCUUAAUGAAGGCGUCCCCCUUCUCCUGGCCCUGCCUUGGUCAGGCUUGGGGGAGGGGAGAAGUCAUCUUGGUCCGGUUCUUCCUCCCCAGAGGCCUCUGCUUCCUGGCUUGGAUUGGAGGGAAGGAGGCUGAAGGGGGGCUGGCUGGCUGUUCUCUGCCCUCCCCAUUUGGUGUGACCACCACUGCCUCUGCCCGGGGCUCUGGGCCGGCUGCUCGGCUUCAAGCCGGGUCAGGGUUUGCUGGUGGCCAACCCCGGAGCCCAAGAACCAAAGACUAGGCCAUCCGUGCACCUGAGGGCGAGGGAGAAAACCCCGGCCCUUAUUUGUCUUCCUGCUCCCCAAGGAGUCGGGGAGGAGCCUGCAUUUACAACUAGCUCCUCACGGUUUCCUUCUGGAGAAAUGGAAAGUGGUGGAGCUGGGGUUCUAGGCCAGACCCCAACUCCCCAGCACUGUUUUUUCACUACAUGUCGGCUGCCCCCCAAGUCCUAGCCUUAAUGAAGCUCCUUCCUGGCCCGGGGGGCAGGGGAGGGAGGGAGAACAGGGGUAUGCUCUUUCUACUUAUUUAUAAAGGGGUGGGCUGAUGCUGGGAGGGAGGGGAUGGGGCGGGGGCCUCGGUACUCCCCAAAAUAAAG
Molecule: messenger RNA, 7839 nt
Organism: Antechinus flavipes (yellow-footed antechinus)
Lineage: Eukaryota; Metazoa; Chordata; Mammalia; Dasyuromorphia; Dasyuridae
Gene: ITPKC
Product: inositol-trisphosphate 3-kinase C
Exons: 7
Coding region: 3792-6854 (1020 amino acids)
Biological process (GO): inositol phosphate biosynthetic process
Cellular component (GO): cytoplasm; nucleus
Molecular function (GO): inositol-1,4,5-trisphosphate 3-kinase activity; inositol tetrakisphosphate kinase activity
Source: RefSeq, a predicted model, not a curated record